Messenger RNA from Teleopsis dalmanni, 1337 nucleotides. It is a transcript of the gene Mvd, whose product is annotated as diphosphomevalonate decarboxylase. The coding region runs from base 99 to 1277 and encodes 392 amino acids. The record is from RefSeq and is a predicted model, not a curated record. Gene Ontology annotation, biological process: isopentenyl diphosphate biosynthetic process, mevalonate pathway; isoprenoid biosynthetic process. Gene Ontology annotation, molecular function: ATP binding; diphosphomevalonate decarboxylase activity. Lineage: Eukaryota; Metazoa; Arthropoda; Insecta; Diptera; Diopsidae. Gene Ontology annotation, cellular component: cytosol. The transcript has 7 exons.
CUACAUACAGUAUGUUUACAAAAGUUUUGUUUAUUAAUAGAGAAAGUCUCAGUUAAGUUGGAUGUGCUUUAGUUCAUAUAAUUUAUCAAACUGAUAAAAUGUUUAUAGAAACAUGUAUUGCGCCUGUGAAUAUGGCACUAAUUAAAUACUGGGGAAAACGUGAUGAAGAGCUAAUAUUGCCUAUUAACGAUUCACUGAGUAUGACCUUAAGUACCAAAGAGAUGUGUGCCAAAACAACAGCAGCGGCAUCGCCUAAUUUUAAACAGAAUAGGAUGUGGUUGAAUGACGAAGAUGUAUCUUUUGACGACAAUCCAAGAGUACUGCGCUGUUUAAAAGAAAUACAACGUUUGGCUAUUGCUAGGUCUGACUUAAAAUUUCCAAUUGAUUGGAAACUACAUGUUGUUUCUCGUAAUAAUUUUCCAACAGCAGCUGGUCUGGCAUCUAGUGCAGCUGGGUAUGCCUGUCUAGUAUAUACUUUAGCAUGUCUGUAUGGUGUUGAAAAUGAAGAGCUUACAUCUAUUGCACGCCAAGGUAGUGGAUCUGCUUGCAGAAGUUUGUAUGGUGGUUUUGUAAGAUGGAAUAUGGGAACUAAAGCUGAUGGUACUGAUUCUCUGGCAGUACCAGUUGCACCACAAUCACAUUGGCCCAAUAUGCAUGUACUUAUAUUAGUUGUAAAUGAUGCAAAAAAGAAAACGAGUUCGACUAAAGGCAUGAAACGUGCUCUUGAAACUAGCGACUUAAUAGCACACCGUGCCAAACAUUGUGUACCUGAACGGAUUAAAGCAAUUACAAGUGCAAUUAAAAAUCAAGACUUCUGUAGUUUUGCAGAACUUACAAUGAAAGAUUCAAAUCAAUUCCAUGCUAUUGCUUUAGACACUUUCCCACCAUGUGUCUAUAUGAAUGAUGUUUCUCAUGCUAUAGUGGAAUUUGUACACUUAUUCAACAAAAUUUUAGGUAGCACUGUGGUCGCCUACACAUUUGAUGCCGGUCCAAACGCUUGCUUAUAUGUACUAGAAGAAAACGUUUCACAAGUGCUUUCAGCCAUUCAGAUUAGUUUUCCAAAUGAUGCCGCCAACAAUGUAGAAUAUCUUAAAGGUAUACCGGUUGAAUAUAGUAAAACUGAGCACAAUAUUCUAAAUGGAAAUGCGGUUUUUACAACCAAUCGUAAAAAUCUCCUUAAGUACAUCAUACACACAAAAGUUGGCGAUGGAGCUAAGAAACUUGGAAAAGAAGAAGCUCUGCUGAACCCAACUGACGGCUUACCUAUGAAAAAAUAAAGUAGUGCGAACUUUAAAAAACAAAUUUAUAUAAUAAAGCGAAAUGCCAAGAAGAAUUUU